UUAUUUAUAUAAUAUCAGUGUUAGCUCGUAAGGCUUAUGCACAAAAUUUUCCAGUUGUUUGUGAUAAUAGAUAUCGAACAACCUUAAUUAUGCCAUCUAUUUUAUUUUAGAGCAAGUAAACUUAGUUAAAGAUAUUUUAAAGCUGCAAGUCUUGAGCGGGUAACUAAAGUUAAACGUCGUCCUAGGACAAUGUUACCAUGGAAACAGUCUACGAAGUGAAGUCUAUCGUUUGUCCUCCAUUUCAGAAAAUAAUUUCAACUUGCAAACAUUGGAGAGAUGGCUGAUCAAAUUUUAAGAAGCGUUGCCAGAUAUUCUUCUGCUGAUAGAAUUAAGUUGAUUUAGGUUACUGCAGGGCUAAUUUCACGAGCAGCGUCUCAUUAAUUCUACCCGUCCGAUUAUUGAUCAAAUCGGCUAAGGCGAUAGUGCAUUUGCAGUGCAGGCUAUGCACAGGUACAGAGACGAUCUUCCGAUGUUCCGACUCUUCUGCACACAAAUUAAAAAUUUCGUGUUUUGUUAACAUGUCUCGAAGGACUGAUUCGACUGUGUGCUCUUUAGUAAAGACAAUAAUACCAGCAGAAUUCAGGACAAUGGAAAACUACAGUGAUAUGAAGUUGGAUGAUAAUUUUAUUGGAGGAAAACAGCUGGGAGCUCCGAAAACAGUUUUGAUUCACGUAACGUUCCUAAAACUUGGAGAAAUCAACACAUUAAAGGAACAAUUCGAAGCUGAUGUAUUAAUUCGUACAAAGUGGAGGGAACCUUCCCUUGAUCGACGUGAAGCAACAGUAAAACAUACAACGAAUGAAAUCGAAUUCUCGGGAUUCUGGUCCCCGCGAAUAUUCGUUGACAACUGCAUAGGUGAUUUCAAAGAGACAUCCUCUAAAGCUUUGGAAUAUAAUGAAAAUGGCGAAGCUUAUCUAGUAGAGAGGAAAAGAGUUAAAGGAUGGUUUAUAGAAACCCUAGAGUUAUGGGAUUUUCCUUUUGAUGUUCAGGAUCUUUCAGUAACUAUAAUGUCGGAUACUCCAUCUACUGAGGUGGAUUUGGUUGAAGAUCCUGAAGAAAUUCAUCGAAUUUAUAAACAAUCAUUCGUUGAUGAACAAGAAUGGUUACUUUAUAAAUGUAUAGAAUCAGAGAAGAAAGAGUUACUUAAAGAUAGAGCUGAUCCAACUGUGAGAAGGUCUGCUUUGACAGUUAAAUGCAGAGCAGCAAGAAGACCAGCAUAUUUUCUCUACAACAUGUUUUUGGUUACCUUUCUCAUUGCCGUACUUGCUUUCGUAACUUUUGCCGUUGAACCAAAUCUGGUUCAGAACCGCUUACAAUUAAGCUUUACUCUGGUUUUGACUGCUGUUGCAUUCAAGUUCGUCUUAAAUCAAAGCUUGCCGAAGAUUUCGUAUCUGACUUAUCUUGAUAAAUAUAUUCUUGCAACACUGAUUGUCUUAGCUAUAGUUUGUUUUUGGCAUGGUGGACAGACUCUCAUUUCUGAUCGCCAGAGCGCUAAAUUUAAAGAUCAGAUUGCUCUCAUCAUAUUUGCCGGAAUAUACUUGGUUUACAAUGCCCAGUUCUUAGUUGGAAUUAUUCUAGGGCCUUGCAAGAAGAGAAGAGAAAUGAAAAAGAAAGAAGAAGAAUACAUUAAUACUGUCAAGAAACAAAGUAUUACGAGGAAAAUGUUGAUGUUGCGCAGAAAAAAGCAUAGUGCUAAUAAGAAAAACUUAACUCUAAAGAAUGAACAUCUCUCAUCUCCCCUGAAUCCUGCUAAUCCAGCCAGCGUUUGA
Messenger RNA from Dimorphilus gyrociliatus, 1769 nucleotides. The record is from the annotation of a GenBank genome assembly. NCBI's taxonomy places the organism in Eukaryota, Metazoa, Annelida, Polychaeta, Dinophilidae.